AUGGGGAGGAAAAGGAGAAAGACAAAUCUCAAAAAGAAAAAGCAGAAUGAUUUGCAUGAGCCUAAUGGUAAUCUGGGUGGAAUACUGAUUAAGAUAGAUGGAGGCAUCUGGUGGCCAGGGUAUGUGGUUGAUGGUUGCGGAACAUUUCUUAAUGAGGAAGAGGAGGUUAGCAUUCCAUUGACAUGCAGUAAUUGGUGUCCCAUUCCACCAUCUGCUGAUGAUACCAGAAUUAAGAAGUCUCUAGGAAAACUGUCUGCAGAACACAAGAAGUCAUAUAAGCUGGACCUUAUGAAGCUUCAAGGAAAAGGGUCAUCAGACAUGCAGUCUUCAGACAUGGGCCAAUCAUCAGACAUGCAGUCUUCAAAGAUGGGCCAAUCAUCACACAUGCAGUCACCAGACAUGGGCCAAUCAUCAGACAUGCAGUCUUCAGACAUGGGCCAAUCAUCACACAUCCAGCCUUCAGACAUGGGCCAAUCAUCACACAUCCAGCCUUCAGUCAGCCUUCCGUCAGUCAGACAGCCUUCAGGCAUGCAGUCACCAGACAUGGGCCAAUCAUUAGACAUGCAGUCCUCAGACAUGGACCAAUCAUCAGACAUUCAGUCUUUAGACAUGGGCCAAUCAUUAGACAUACAGUCCUCAGACAUGGGCCAAUCAUCAGACAUGCAGUCUUCAGACAUGGGCCAAUCAUCACACAUCCAGCCUUCAGACAUAGGCCAAUCAUCACACAUCCAGCCUUCAGUCAGCCUUCAGUCAGUCAGACAGCCUUCAGAAAUGCAGUCUUCAGACAUGGGCCAAUCAUCACUCAUCCAAUUAUUAGACAUGGGCCAAUCAUCACUCAUCCAAUCAUCAGACAUGGACCAAUCAUCACUCAUCCAAUCAUCAGACAUGGGCCAAUCAUCACUCAUCCAAUCAUCAGACAUGGACCAAUCAUCACUCAUCCAAUCAUCAGACAUGGACCAAUCAUCAGCCAGAUGCCAGCCUUCAGCCAGCCUUCAGUCAGUCAGGCAGCCUUCAGACAUGGGUCAGCCUUCGGGCAUUCAGCAAUCAGUCAUGGCGAAGGCUUCAGUCAGCCAGCUCUUAGACAUAGAUCAGCUUUCAGAUAUAGACCAACUUUCAGACAUGUACCAGCCUUCAGACAUGGAAUUUAACGAUUGGGAAGAUUUUGAUGCUGAUCCAGAUUUUGUGCCAAAAUCAGAUUUGGAGGAUGAUUCAGAGGAUGAAAAAAUGUCAGAAAUAUUUCCAGAAUUAAUGUGGGAUAACACUGAGGUUGAAAGAUUGUCUGAUUCGAAAUGCAGUGUAUUACAAGUGCAAAUAUCUAAAAAUCAGGAUGGUGUUCGGUUUUGGGAUAAGAAGCAUUUCUGUUUAUAUUGCCAUGAAGGUUAUACAAACAUUACAAAACACUAUUUAGGCCCCCACAAGAAUGAAAUGGAAGUCCAACGAAUUUUAUCCCAUCCAUUAAAGUCUGAGGGAAGAAGGCUAGGCUUAUUGAAACUUCGAAAUAGUGGGGACUAUCAUCACAACACUGAUGUUUUGAAAAGUGGAAGUGGAAUAUUUGUAACGUGGACAAGGAAUGAAGAUAACACACUUUCACCACAUGACUAUUUGCCAUGUGAGGAUUGUCUUGGUUUUUUUCUUAAAUCAAACCUAUGGAGACAUAGAAAAGUGUGUCCACUUCGAAAGGAUGCCACACACAUACCAAGACUGAGGUCAGAAGCUAACCUUUUGCUACCUGCUGCUGCAGAUGUGUGUGAAGCCAUGCAGAAAGAGGUCAUUGGCCGUAUGAAAGCUGAUGAAAUUACACAAGUUGUCCGCAAUGAUGCCACCAUAAUUCGGCUAGGGGAGAAACUUUUCCAAAAGCAUGGACACCUGCCUCAUCUGUUUGUGUAUGUAAGUCAGAAAAUGAGGGAGUUGGGUCGGUUCUUAAUCAGUGCACGGAAAGAGGAUCCAGCAAUAAACUCUCUUGCUGAUGUUCUUUUGCCAGAAAAGUUUGCUACUGUUGUGAGAUCAACUAAAAACCUUUGUGGCUACAGUUGUGAUGACAACAAAUACGCCAAUCCAUCGCUUGCUUUAAAGAUUGGACAUCUCUUAAAAAAAUGUGCUAUGAUCCAGAAAGCGAAUGCUUUGAUGACAGAAGACACAUCAUUGGGAUCCAAAUCUGAUGCUUUUCUGUCGUUGUGUGAAAUGGAAUGGACAGAUUCUGUGUCAGGUAUGGCCCUUCAGACCCUGAGCACAGCAAAGAUGAAUAAAGGACAGCUUUUGCCAUUGACAGAGGACAUCAAAAAAGUUCAGGAUUACCUGAAAGAAAAAACUAGUGACCUGACAGAAAACCUGAAAAUCAGCUUCUCCAAAGACACCUGGAAUACUUUGAACCAAGUAACUUUGGCCCGUCUUGUUUUAUUCAACAGGAGAAGAGGGGGUGAGGCAGAAAGGAUCACCAUGAAAGAUUACCGCGAAAGACAGAAAUCAGGGAGUUGUCUAAAAGACAUUGAAGAAUCAUUAAGUCCAAUGGAAAAAGUCCUUUGUUCUACCUUCGAAAGAGUAGAAAUCCGUGGAAAAAGGGGACGUAUUGUCCCAGUUUUGUUAACUGCUACCCUACAGAAAAGCAUAGAGUGUCUUAUGAAAUACAGAGAUGCAGCUGGUGUUCAUCCGGAUAACAAGUAUGUUUUCCCAAGGUCUUCAUUUGACUCGCUGAAUCCAAUCAGAAGUGCAGACAGCCUGAGACGUUUUGGUAGGGAAGCCAAACUGUCGGUACCUGAAAACCUUACUAGCACCCAGCUUCGAAAGCAUGUUGCAACAGUAAGUCAGGUUUUGAACCUAACAAAAAAUGACUUGGAAAAUAUUGCUGGAUUUAUGGGGCAUGACAUUGAAAUCCAUAGGUCAUUCUACAGGUUACCACAGGAAACUUUGCAGGUUGCAAGAAUGGGAAGGUUACUAACAGCAUUUGACAGUGGAGAUGUGGCCAGGUACAGUGGGAAAUCAAUCGAAGAAAUUCCAGUUGAUGAGGACUUGGAGCUUGAUGAUCAACCUGAAGGUGGUGAUGAACUUCCAAUUGAUAACGAAAAUGAUCAGUCUGAACCUAGUAAUGAUGACAUGGAAAACGUUUCGCCUGAUGUGACACCUAAUCCCAAUCCCCAGCAGAACCACACUGUUAGAGUAGCGAGACCAUGUCAUUCCAAUAGAAAAGGCCAAGUGAAGCUAAACGUGACUCAACAGCAGUGCCUAAAGCUGAUUUUUCAUGGAAAUGUCCACCUUCGCAAGGAACUCAAAAGGAAAGAAUGUGAAGAAGCUAUUGCAGCACAUAGCUGCCUUAAGGGGUUGGAAUGGAAGAAAAUAAAAAACACCAUUCAUAAUUGGAUAACAAGCAAAAAAAUCAAAACCAAAAAAAUGUUGAAACAACAGGAAAGGUAGGUCGCUAUGUGGGCCCACAAAAGUUUAGAAGUUUUGA
Molecule: messenger RNA, 3445 nt
Organism: Ylistrum balloti
Lineage: Eukaryota; Metazoa; Mollusca; Bivalvia; Pectinida; Pectinidae
Exons: 8
Coding region: 1-3408 (1135 amino acids)
Biological process (GO): DNA recombination; DNA integration
Molecular function (GO): DNA binding
Source: RefSeq, a predicted model, not a curated record